AUGUCUUCCGACUCUUCAUCCAAUUCCGAGGCCGCCAUUCUUCCCGAGCACCGUAAGGAGGAAACUUCUACCGACAUCUCGAGCUGGGGAUCUACAGAACAUUCUUCGAACGCUUCUCUGGUUCGCAAGAAUUCUCGUGUCGUCGAGGUCGGCUCUGGUAGCCGAGUUCCGAUUCGGGCUCCAGAGCAGAUGGAUCGAAAUCUUCGCGAGCCCGAAGGCCAAACAGAUGAGGACGCUCCAUUGCACGAGGUCGGGGAAGGAGGAGCGCAUGAUCCAAAUGAUGAUGAUAUGAUGCCGAUCGUAGAUCGGCCAUGUAUAUGUGCCCCGGUGAAGUCUACCUUGUCAUCUCCGGAAACGGUUCGGGCUGCUAUGCUGGUCGGCGGAGCCCCUCAUGGAAUCAUUAUUCAAGUUUUCGAACCGGAAGAGCGCCCCUGGGAUGCACCCGAGGACUUCAUCUGUGUCUACGAGGCCUAUUUCAAAGAGGCCGGACUGACUUUCCCCUUGCCCCGCUUGCUGUUCGCCUACUGCAAUCGUCGCGGCUGCGCGAUAUCGCAACUUCAGCCGGCGUCAAUAGUGAAUUUUGUCAGGAUUCUCCAGCUCGGGCGCGACAUCCGGGCUCACAUCAACGUGGCCCAAUUCGAGGAGCUCUUUAUUAUGAAGGUCUCGGCGGCAAAAAGUUGGUUUCUGUCGGUGAAUUGCAAACCGAAGUUUGACCUGGUGACUGGGAACAAGGCUAGCAAGUUUCCGAACUGGGACCAAAGCUACUUCUUUGUACGCGUGGAUUCGUUAUCUGCUGAGAAUCCGGAGAGCACGUUCCGGACUGGCUGGAGUGUCGAUUUCGAUCGCCACGUUCCGGGGUUCAUUCAACGCUCUCUUACGUCUGACCUAGCGAAGCAGCUAAGUAUCGCCGGACAGCGCCGUUGGCCACUUGCCUACCAGGAGAAGAUUGACCGUCGGAUAAAGAGAGCUGACGAGGAAGAUGAUAAUGCCUCGAUCGAUAUCGUCGGUCUCGAUGGGAACGAGGCCGGUGAUGGCGUUGGAGCCGCUAUUGGGGACGAGGUCGACAAUGUCCCGGUCGGCCCAGUUGAUCCUCUGAUCCCGGUUGCGGAACCGGAGGGCGAUGUGGCAGGAACUAGUGUUCAUGAGGCGACUCCUCAGCCUCAAAUGGAGGAGGGGGAAAUUGGUGAGCAGGAUGAGGACGAGCUCACCAUUGCCGACCGCGCCCGUAGGAAGAAGGGCAAGUCUUUGAAGAAAUCAUCUCGGAGGAGGGGUGGUGAUCCCGAGGCGGCUGCGAGUGAGGGGACUCUGGUCCUUCACGAAUCCCCUGACGCUUCUCAGGUUCCUCCAGCGGAUCCGGCUGCCGAGACCGAGAACCCGAGGUCGUCCAAGAGGCGUCGGACCUCUGAUUCGUCCUCCUUCUCAGUCCGGCUCAAGUACAACAAAGACCGGUCCUUUUUUGACGACUCGUCUGCCUGCGCCGAGCUCUUUAGGCAGAUCGUGCCGGCCUCGUCUCCGAUGCCUGAGACGAAAGACCUUUUCCGCCCCAAGUCUUAUGCUCGGGUCGCGAAAUCUGCCUCCGAUCUCGUCUGUGAUACUAACGAGCUCGUUCGCGAGUACGACUCCGAGGUCGAGAGGCUGAGGAGGAUCAACGCUGAGGUUGCUGCUGAGAGGGCGUCUCUGGAAACGUCGUACCAGGACGAAAAUGAGAGGUAUGAGGCUGCUGUGCUGGCCUUUACCGAAAAGGAGAAGGAGAACGCAACUUUGAAGGAGCAAGUCGAGGCUCUGGGGAAGCGGACUGCCGAACUGGAGGGGGAUGUGGACGCUCUGUCCAAGUCGUUCAAGACAAGCGAGCUCGAGAGGCGGAGGUAUCGGGACGCCGAGUCGAAGAGCAGGAGGAUGCUGGCCGCCCUUAGGGGCAAGUGCGAGGGGAAGCUCUCCAAGAUGAAGGACUUCAUGGAAAAGUCCGAACUCCGGAAGGCGCCAUUCCUCAAACUCAACCAGGCGACCGCUCUAGUCGGCUUCUGCGACUUCCUCAGGAGGGAGUACAACAUGAUCGUCCCGUCUCACAUCGUGGAGAUGUACGGGCGUAGGGUUAAGAACUGCACGAGGGAGGUCGAUGCCAUUCCCCUCCCGCGGUUCGAGAAAACGAAGACUUGCUUCUUCCGAGCGACGACGACCUCAUCCCGAGGAUUGUGCUUCCGCCGGGGACGCAGGUUCCAGAGGGCUUGGAUCAGUUCGGCUCGAACUCCAAGUCGAUCUCGGCUGAUCGGGCAGCAAGUCUCAAGAGUCCGGCGUCCGUUGCUCGUCAAUGAUUCAUCCUUUCCUUAG
Molecule: messenger RNA, 2328 nt
Organism: Eutrema salsugineum
Lineage: Eukaryota; Viridiplantae; Streptophyta; Magnoliopsida; Brassicales; Brassicaceae
Product: meiosis-specific protein ASY2-like
Exons: 4
Coding region: 1-2328 (775 amino acids)
Source: RefSeq, a predicted model, not a curated record